Molecule: messenger RNA, 15509 nt
Organism: Coregonus sp. 'balchen'
Lineage: Eukaryota; Metazoa; Chordata; Actinopteri; Salmoniformes; Salmonidae
Source: the annotation of a GenBank genome assembly
AUGGGGCGGAAGACGUGGUUCUCUAUUCCAGAGCGGAACCGGCCACUCAAGAACCGGAUCAACAUCGUUCUCAGCAGAGAACUUAAGUAAGAGGCAUGGAGGACAUCAGUAAUGACAGUCACUUACCAGCUACUAAUUUCUAUACAAUGUGUUCAUCAUCCUGUGUUAUCUGUAAUGGGCAUCAUAUAGUGAAGAUUGUCUUCCUCUGUGUAUCUAUUUGUGUCAUACGUGACAAUGUAAUACUGAAAGCCAUUGAAUACUAUGAACCAAAACACAUUGUAACUACUAUGUUGUUCUAACAUUACUACUAUGUUGCCCUAACAUUACUACUAUGUUGCCCUAACAUUACUACAAUGUUGCCCUAACAUUACUACAAUGUUGCCCUAACAUUACUACAAUGUUGCCCUAACAUUACUACAAUGUUGCCCUAACAUUACUACAAUGUUGCCCUAACAUUACUACAAUGUUGCCCUAACAUUACUACAAUGUUGCCCUAACAUUACUACAAUGUUGUGUGAAUGUCAGAGAGCCUCCAGCCGGGGCUCACCACCUGGCGUCAGACUUCAGCUCAGCACUCCGCCUGCUGGACACAGCUGAGAUGGCAGAACGGGCCGACCAGGUCUGGGUGAUCGGGGGCAGCUCCCUGUACAAGGUAAGAAAUACACAGGCCUUAGCCAUUAGUCCUUCAUGUAGAGGAUUGGAUAGGGGUCCAUUUGGAAUAGGUCAACAGUCUCUGAGAUGUGGCCCUUGCACCAGAUGGGAACUUGUGUGGAGGGAUGUGUUCAUAAAGAAAGACUUGUAGAGAAAUGGGGUUUGAGUGAGUGGGAGUUUUGAAACUGUUUACUAGAGCGGGAACUUCUUUAGUGUUCUUUACGUAUUUUACCUCAGUAACCUGUGACGCAAGACAUCAUUGACGACCUUGGUGCAUUUUCCAAUGUCUCAACUGCAUUCUCCGCUGUCAAAAACACUUUUCAGUUAUGCUAUUUGUCCACUAAGCUGAACGAAAUUGAGUAGUAGAAAAGUUAACACGCGCACACACAGCUCCGCACAGACACACAGCUCCACACAGACACACAGCUCCGCACAGACACACAGCUCCACACAGACACACAGCUCCACACAGACACACAGCUCCACACAGACACACAGCUCCGCACAGACACACAGCUCCGCACAGACACACAGCUCCGCACAGACACACAGCUCCACACAGACACACAGCUCAGCACAGACACACAGCUCCACACAGACACACAGCUCCACACAGACACACAGCUCCACACAGCUCCGCACAGACACACAGCUCCCACACAGACACACAGCUCCACACAGACACACACAGCUCCACACAGACACACACAGCUCCACACAGACACACACAGCUCCGCACAGACACACACAGCUCCGCACAGACACACACAGCUCCGCACAGACACACAGCUCCGCACAGACACACAGCUCCGCACAGACACACAGCUCCGCACAGACACACAGCUCCGCACAGACACACAGCUCCGCACAGACACACAGCUCCGCACAGACACACAGCUCCGCACAGACACACAGCUCCACACAGACACACAGCUCCACACAGACACACACAGCUCCGCACAGACACACAGCUCCACACAGACACACACAGCUCCACACAGACACACAGCUCCACACAGACACACACAGCUCCACACAGCUCCACACAGACACACAGCUCCACACAGACACACACAGCUCCACACAGACACACACAGCUCCACACAGACACACACAGCUCCACACAGACACACACAGCUCUACACAGACACACACAGCUCCGCACAGACACACAGCUCCGCACAGACACACAGCUCCGCACAGACACACAGCUCCGCACAGACACACAGCUCCACACAGACACACAGCUCCACACAGACACACAGCUCCACACAGACACACAGCUCCACACAGACACACAGCUCCACACAGACACACAGCUCCGCACAGACACACAGCUCCACACAGACACACAGCUCCACACGUGCACACACACACACACACACCUCCACACCCAGCGUCCCUCAUACCUUUCUUCCUUCCUCGGCAGUCGGUAGGUUGUCAUGGAGACCUCAUCGCUCAAGGAUACUUUUGACAAUACAGCACACAAGCUCUGUUCACUUCUCCACACACACACUCUCCACCUCAUAUCCGUAUCUAAAGGGUUGACUCUUUUUAAAGGUUACGUUUGGGACUUUCAAGACCUUGACUAUUUUCCAUUUAACCACAUAGCCUUGUUAUGAACACACACAAACUGUCUGGGUCGAUCUACAAUGGGGCAUUUCAGUAGAAAAUAACGUCCAGGUCUACUGUCAUGCGUUUCAGAGUAAGAGUGCUGAUCUAAGAUCAGGUCCCCCCCCCCCCCCCCCCCCCCCCCCCGCCCCCCCCGUCCGCCCCCCGCCCCCCGUCCCCCCGUCCAUAAUACAUCUGAUUCAUUAUGAUCUAAAAGGCAAACUGAUCCUAGAUCAGUACUCCUACUCUGAAACGAUUGACAAAUGUGGGUCCAGGUCUUAGAAUCCCAAACGUAUACUUUCAGUGUAUUUAUUUGUUGUCUGGUUCCCCAGGAGAUGAUGGAGAGUCAGGGGACCAGGAGGUUGUUUGUGACACAGAUCCUGCAGCAGUUUAAGAGUGACACCUUCCUGCCUGAAAUCAACCAAGACAAAUACCGCCUACUGCCAGAGUGAGUUUCACACACGCAUGUAUGCCUUCGAAAAGUAUUCAGACACCUUCCCUUUUUACACAUUUUGUUACGUUACACAUCCUUAUCCUAAAAUGGAUUCAAAAAAUAAGGUCGUCAUCAAUCUAAACACAAUACCCCAUAACGACAAAUUGAAAACAGGUUUUUAUAAAUUUUUGCAAAUGUAUUGAAAGAAAAAAAUAAUAAUAAUGGCCUCCAUCAUUCUUAAAUGGAAGAAGUUUGGAACCACCAAGACUCUUCCUAGAGCUGGCUGCCCAGCCACACUGAGCAAUCGGGGGAGAAGGGCCUUGGUCAGGGAGGUGACCAGGAACCCGAUGGUCACGCUGACAGAGCUCCAGAGUUCCUCUGUGGUGAUGGGAGAACCUUCCAGAAGGACAACCAUCUCUGCAGCACUCCACCAAUCAGGCCUUUAUGGUAGAGUGGCCACUCCUCAGUAAAAGGCACAUGACAGCCCGCUUGGAGUUUGCCAAAAGGCACCUAAAGACUCUCAGACCAUGAGAAACAAUAUUAUCUGGUCUGAUGAAACCAAGAUUGAACUCUUUGGCCUAAAUGCCAAGCGUCACGUCUGGAGGAAACCUGGCACCAUCCCUACGGUGAAGCAUGGUGGUGGCAGCAUCAUGAUGUGGGGAUGUUUUUCAGCAGCAGGGACUGGGAGACUAGUCAGGAUCGAGGCAAAGAUGAACGGAGCAAAGUACAGAGAGAUCCUUGAUGAAAACCUGCUCCAGAGCGCUCAGGACCUCAGACUGGGGUGAAGGUUCACCUUCCAACAAGACAACGACCCUAGGCACACAGCCAAGACAACGCAGGAGGGGCUUCGGGACAAGUCUCUGAAUGUCCUUAAGUGGCCCAGCCAGAGCCCGGACUUGAACCCGAUCAAACAUCUCUGGAGAGACCUGAAAAUAGCUGUGCAGCGACGCUCCCCAUCCAACUUGACAGAGCUUGAGAGGAUCUGCAGAGAAGAAUGGGAGAAACUCCCCAAAUACAGAUGUGCCAAGCUUGUAGCAUCAUACACAAGAAGACUCAAGGCUGUAAUCACUGCCAAAGGUGCUUCAACAAAGUACUGAGUAAAGGGUCAGAAUACUUAUGUAAAUGUGAUAUUUCAUUUUUUUCAUUUGCAAAAAAAUAAAAAUAAACUGUUUUUGCUUUGUCAUUAUGGGGUAUUGUGUGUAGAUUAAUGGGGGGGGGGGACUAUUUAAUUCAUUUUAGAAUAAGGCUGUAACGUAACAAAAGGUCAAGGGUUCUGAAUACUUUCCGAAUGCACUGUACGUGCAUGCACACACACACAGCAUGGAUACACUUUACUAAAAUCAAAUCAAGCUUUAUUUCUUAUAGGAGAUGCAUUUCAAUCAAAGGUGUGAAAAAUCAAAACAAUACGUUUUCUAAAAAUGGGAAAUUAAAAUGCUAAAACAAUAAUAAAAUAACAGUGGACAUGAGAGACGAAUGCGUAAAAAUAAAUCAGAUGUAUAGAACGGGAUAAAUCAAAUAGAUAGUAUGACUGACUAAAAGAACCCUAAGAACCCUAAGAACCCUAACCCAAAGAACCAUAAGAACCCUAACCCUAAGAACCCUAACAACCCUAAGAACCCUAACCCUAAGAAGAACCCUCAGUAGUUUACUCCAAUUAGGGAAGGGGUGGUGGGGUUGGAAUGUAAUAAAGGGAAAUAUAUAUUUUUAAAGGAUAUGUAUGUAUUUGUGUGUGUGUGUAUGUAUGUACAGUGAGGGAAAAAAGUAUUUGAUCCCCUGCUGAUUUUGUAUGUUUGCCCACUGACAAAGAAAUGAUCAGUCUAUAAUUUUAAUGGUAGGUUUAUUUGAACAGUGAGAGACAGAAUAACAACAACAAAAUCCAGAAAAACGCAUGUCAAAAUUUUUAUAAAUUGAUUUGCAUUUUAAUGAGGGAAAUAAGUAUUUGACCCCCUCUCAAUCAGAAAGAUUUCUGGCUCCCAGGUGUCUUUUAUACAGGUAACGAGCUGAGAUUAGGAGCACACUCUUAAAGGGAGUGCUCCUAAUCUCAGUUUGUUACCUGUAUAAAAGACACCUGUCCACAGAAGCAAUCAAUCAGAUUCCAAACUCUCCACCAUGGCCAAGACCAAAGAGCUCUCCAAGGAUGUCAGGGACAAGAUUGUAGACCUACACAAGGCUGGAAUGGGCUACAAGACCAUCGCCAAGCAGCUUGGUGAGAAGGUGACAACAGUUGGUGCGAUUAUUCGCAAAUGGAAGAAACACAAAAUAACUGUCAAUCUCCCUCGGCCUGGGGCUCCAUGCAAGAUCUCAACUCGUGGAGUUGCAAUGAUCAUGAGAACGGUGAGGAAUCAGCCCAGAACUACACGGGAGGAUCUUGUUAAUGAUCUCAAGGCAGCUGGGACCAUAGUCACCAAGAAAACAAUUGGUAACACACUACGCCGUGAAGGACUGAAAUCCUGCAGCGCCCGCAAGGUCCCCCUGCUCAAGAAGGCACAUAUACAGGGCCGCCUGAAGUUUGCCAAUGAACAUCUGAAUGAUUCAGAGGAGAACUGGGUGAAAGUGUUGUGGUCAGAUGAGACUAAAAUCGAGCUCUUUGGCAUCAACUCAACUCGCCGUGUUUGGAGGAGGAGGAAUGCUGCCUAUGACCCCAAGAACACCAUCCCCACCGUCAAACAUGGAGGUGGAAACAUUAUGCUUUGGGGGUGUUUUUCUGCUAAGGGGACAGGACAGCUUCACCGCAUCAAAGGGACGAUGGACAGGGCCAUGUACCGUCAAAUCUUGGGUGAGAACCUCCUUCCCUCUGCCAGGGCAUUGAAAAUGGGUCGUGGAUGGGUAUUCCAGCAUGACAAUGACCCAAAACACACGGCCAAGGCAACAAAGGAGUGGCUCAAGAAGAAGCACAUUAAGGUCCUGGAGUGGCCUAGCCAGUCUCCAGACCUUAAUCCCAUAGAGAAUCUGUGGAGGGAGCUGAAGGUUCGAGUUGCCAAACGUCAGCCUCGAAACCUUAUGACUUGGAGAAGAUCUGCAAAGAGGAGUGGGACAAAAUCCCUCCUGAGACGUGUGCAAACCUGGUGGCCAAUUACAAGAAACGUCUGACCUCUGUGAUUGCCAACAAGGGUUUUGCCACCAAGUACUAAAUCAUGUUUUGCAGAGGGGUCAAAUACUUAUUUCCCUCAUUAAAAUGCAAAUCAAUUUAUAACAUUUUUGACAUGCGUUUCUCUGGAUUUUUGUUGUUGUUAUUCUGUCUCUCACUGUUCAAAUAAACCUACCAUUAAAAUUAUAGACUGAUCAUGUCUUUGUCAGUGGACAAACGUACAAAAUCAGCAGGGGAUCAAAUAUUUUUUCCCUCGUGUAUAUAUAUUACACACGCACAUGCAUACAUACAGUGGGGAGAACAAGUAUUUGAUACACUACCGAUUUUGCAGGUUUUCCUACUUACAAAGCAUGUAGAGGUCUGUAAUUUUUAUCAUAGGUACACUUCAACUGUGAGAGACGGAAUCUAAAACAAAAAUCCAGAAAAUCACAUUGUAUGAUUUUUAAGUAAUUAAUUUGCAUUUUAUUGCAUGACAUAAGUAUUUGAUACAUCAGAAAAGCAGAACUUAAUAUUUGGUAAAGAAACCUUUGUUUGCAAUUACAGAGAUCAUACGUUUCCUGUAGGUCUUGACCAGGUUUGCACACACUGCAGCAGGGAUUUUGGCCCACUCCUCCAUACAGACCUUCUCCAGAUCCUUCAGGUUUCGGGGCUGUCACUGGGCAAUACGGACUUUCAGCUCCCUCCAAAGAUUUUCUAUUGGGUUCAGGUCUGGAGACUGGCUAGGCCACUCCAGGACCUUGAGAUGCUUCUUACGGAGCCACUCCUUAGUUGCCCUGGCUGUGUGUUUCAGGUCGUUGUCAUGCUGGAAGACCCAGCCACAACCCAUCUUCAAUGCUCUUACUGAGGGAAGGAGGUUGUUGGCCAAGAUCUUGCGAUACAUGGCCCCAUCCAUCCUCCCCUCAAUACGGUGCAGUCGUCCUGUCCCCUUUGCAGAAAAGCAUACCCAAAGAAUGAUGUUUCCACCUCCAUGCUUCACGGUUGGGAUGGUGUUCUUGGGGUUGUACUCAUCCUUCUUCUACCUCCAAACACGGCGAGUGGAGUUUAGACCAAAAAGCUCUAUUUUUGUCUCAUCAGACCACAUGACCUUCUCCCAUUCCUCCUCUGGAUCAUCCAGAUGGUCAUUGGCAAACUUCAGACGGGCCUGGACAUGCGCUUGCUUGAGCAGGGGGACCUUGCGUGCGCUGCAUGAUUUUAAUCCAUGACGGUGUAGUGUGUUACUAAUGGUUUUCUUUGAGACUGUGGUCCCAGCUCAGGUCAUUGACCAGGUCCUGCCGUGUAGUUCUGGGCUGAUCCCUCACCUUCCUCAUGAUCAUUGAUGCCCCACGAGGUGAGAUCUUGCAUGGAGCCCCAGACCGAGGGUGAUUGACCGUCAUCUUGAACUUCUUCCAUUUUCUAAUAAUUGCGCCAACGGUUGUUGCCUUCUCACCAAGCUGCUUGCCUAUUGUCCUGUAGCCCAUCCCAGCCUUAUGCAGGUCUACAAUUUUAUCCCUGAUGUCCUUACACAGCUCUCUGGUCUUGGCCAUUGUGGAGAGGUUGGAGUCUGUUUGAGUGUGUGGACAGGUGUCUUUUAUACAGGUAAUGAGAGGAGAACAGGAGGGCUUCUUAAAGAAAAACUAACAGGUCUGUGAGAGCCGGAAUUCUUACUGGUUGGUAGGUGAUCAAAUACUUAUGUCAUGCAAUAAAAUGCAAAUUAAUUAUUUUAAAAUCAUACAAUGUGAUUUUCUGGAUUUUUGUUUUAGAUUCCGUCUCUCACAGUUGAAGUGUACCUAUGAUAAAAAUUACAGACCUCUACAUGCUUUGUAAGUAGGAAAACCUGCAAAAUCGGCAGUGUAUCAAAUACUUGUUCUCCCCACUCUAUAUAUACAUACAUACAUACAUACAUACAUACAUACAUACAUACAUACAUACAUACAUACAUACAUACAUACAUACAUACAUACAUACAUACAUACAUACAUACAUACAUACAUACAUACAUACAUACAUACAUACAUACAUACAUACAUACAUACAUACAGUGGAUAUAAAAAGUAUCCACACCCCUGUUAAAAUGCCAGGUUUUUGUGAUGUAAAAGAAUGAGACAAAGAUAAGUCAUGUCAGAACUUUUUCCACCUUUAAUGUGACCUAUAACGGGAACAAUUCAAUUGAAAAACAAACUGAAAUCUUCAAGAGGGGAAAAAUGAAAAAUAAAAAGCUUACAAUAACCUGGUUGCAUCAGUGUGCACACCCUCUUAUAACUGGGGAUGUGGCUGUGUUCAGAAUUAACCAAUCACAUUCAAACUCAUGUUAAAUAGAAGUCAUUACACACCUGCCAUCAUUUAGUGACUCUGAUUAAUCACAAAUAAAGUUUAAGCUGUUCUAGUAGGAUUUUCCUGACAUUUUCUUAGUUGCAUCUCAGACCAAAAGCCAUGUUCCGCAGAGAGCUUCCAAAGCAUCAGAGGGAUCUCAUUGUUGAAAGAUAUCAGUCAGGAGAAGGUUACAAAAUAAUUUCCAAAGCAUUACAUAUACCAUGGAACACAGUGAAGACAGUCAUCAUCAAGUGGAGAAAAUAUGGCACAACAGAGACAUUACCAAGAACUGGACGUCCCUCCAUAAUAUAUGAAAAGACGAGAACUGGUCAGGGAGGCUUCCAAGAGGCCUACAGCAACAUUAAAGGAACUGCAGGAAUUUCUGGCAAGCUGUGUGCUACAUGUGACAACAAUCUCCCGUAUUCUUCAUAUGAAUGGGCUAUGGGGUAGGGUGGCAAGACGGAAGCCUUUUCUUACAAAGAAAAACAUCCAAGCCCGGCUGAAGUUUGCAAAAAACAAACAUCAAGUCCCCCAAAAGCACGUGGGAAAAUGUGUUAUGGUCUGAUGAAACCAAGGUUGAACUUUUUGGCCAUAAUUCCAAAAGGUAUGUUUUGCGCAAAAACAACACUGCACAUCACCCAAAGAACACCAUACCCACAGUGAAGCAUGGUGGUGGCAGCAUCAUGCUUUGGGGCUGUUUUUUCUUCAGCUGGAACCGGGGCCUUAGUCAGGGUGGAGGGAAUUAUGAACAGUUCCAAAUACCAGGCAAUUUUGGCACAAAACCUUCAGGCGUCCGUUAGAAAGCUGAAGAUGAAGAGGAAGUUCACCUUUCAGCACGACAACGACCCGAAGCACACAUCCAAAUCCACAAAAGCAUUGCUUCACCAGAAGAAGAUUAACGUUUUGGAAUGGCCCAGCCAGAGCCCAGACCUGAAUCCAAUUGAACAUCUCUGGGGUGAACUGAAGAGGGCUGUGCACAGGAGAUGUCCUCGCAAUCUGACAGAUUUGGAGCGCUUUUGCAAAGAAUAGUGGGCAAAUAUUGCCACGUCAAGAUGUGCCCUGCUAAUAGACUCCGACCCAAAAAGACUGAGUGCUGUAAUAAAAUCAAAAGGUGCUUCAACAAAGUAUUAGUUUAAGGGUGUGCACACUUAUGCAACCAGGUUGUGAGUUUUUAAUUUUUCCCCCUCAAAGAUUUUUGUUUUUCAAUUGAAUUGUUCCCAUUAUAGGUCACAUUAAAGGUGGAAAAAGUUCUGACAUGACUUAUCUUUGUCUCAUUCUUUUACAUCACAAAAACCUGGCAUUUUAACAGGGCUGUGGAGACUUUUUAUAUAUAUAGACUUUUUAUAUAUAUAGACUUUUUAUAUAUAUAUAUAGUGAGCUCCAUAAUUCAUUGGACAGUGACCAUUGUUUUGUUAUUUUGGUUCUGUACUCUAGCACUUUGAGUUUGAAAGGAUACAAUGACAAUGAGCGUGAAGUGCAGACUGUCAGCUUUAAUUUGAGGGUAUUUUCAUACAUAUCGGAUGAACCGUUUAGAAAUGACAGCACCUUUUGUACAUGGUCCCCCCAUUUUAAGGUACUACAAGUAUUUGUUAAAUUGGCUUCACAGAUGUGUGUCGUUAGGCAGGUGUAUUCAUUUGUGUCGUUAGUGAAUGCAGGAGAGCUGUUGAUGAAUAGUAAUGAUUCUAGACGUUGCUAUUGCCUUUGGAGGUUGUUAUUGGGGUGUGACAACAUGAGGAAGACAGCAGUGUCGAUGCAAAUGAAGUUGGCCGUCAAAAGGCUCAGAAAUGAAAAUCAAUCAUUCAGGAACAUUGCAAAAACCCUGGCCAUGCCCAAGUCAACAGUUUUGUUCAUCGUUAACAAGAAAAAAAACAACCGGUGAACUCAAUUAUGUCAAAAGACCCGGUAGACAGAGGAAGACCACUGUAGUGGAUGACCGGAGAAUACUCUCUAUGGUGAAGAAAAAAAACCCUGAUAACAGCCCAACAGAUCAAAAACACUCUCCUGGAUGCAGGUGUAGAUGUGUCAAAGUCUACCAUACGCAGAAGACUACACCAGCAGGACUACAGAGGGUACACUACAAGAUGCAAACCACUGAUAAGCCUGAAGAACAGAAAGGCAAGAUUACAGUUUGCUAAAAAGCACCUAAAAGAACCCCAAGAGUUCUGUAAAAAAAAUAUUGUGGACAGAUGAGACAAAGAUUAACAUGUACCAGAGUGAUGGAAAGACAAAAGUGUGGAGAAAAAAAAUAAAUGCCCAUGAUCCAAAGCAUACCACCUCAUCCAUGAAACAUGGUGGAGGGGGGUGUUAUGGCUUGGGCCUGUAUGGCUGCCAGUGGAACAGGCUCACUUGUCUUCAUCGAUGAUGUGACUGCAGACAGAAGUAGAACAAUGAAUUCUGAAGUCUACAGAAAUAUUUUAUCUGCUCAGAUAAAACCAAAUGCCUCCAAACUCAUUGGACGGCACUUAAUCACGCAACAAGACAAUGACCCUAAACAUACUGCUAGAGCAACAAAGGGGUUUUUGAUGGCCAAAAAGUGGAAAAACCUUGACUGGCCGAGUCAAUCACCAGAUCUGAAUCCAAUUGAACAUGCAUUUUACAUGCUGAAGAGGAGACUGAAGGCAAUAAGUCCCCGAAACAAGCAGGAACUGAAGAUGGCUGCAGUACAGGCCUGGCAGAGCAUCACCAGGGAAGAUACCCAGCGUCUGGUGAUGGCGAUGCAUCGCAGACUUCAAGCAGUCAUUGCAUGCAAAGGAUAUGCGACCAAAUAUUAACAAUGAUUACUUUAUUCUACAUUAUGUUAAACUGUCCAAUGAUUUUUGAUGCCCGAAAAUGGGGGGGGACCAUGUACAAAAGCUUCUAUAAUUCGUAAACGGUUCAUCCGAUAUGUAUGAAAAUACCCUCAAAUUAAAGCUGACAGUCUGCACUUCACCCUCAUUGUCAUUGUAUCCUUUCAAACUCAAAGUGCUAGAGUACAGAACCAAAAUAACAAAAGAAUGGUCACUGUCCAGUGAAUUAUGGAGCUCACUAUAUAUAUAUAUAUAUAUAUAUAUAUAUAUAUAUAUAUAUAUAUAUAUAUAUAUAUAUAUAUAUGAGAAAAAAAACAUGGGGGAUUGGAAGUGAUUCAGACAAUUACAUUGAUGGAAGUUACAAUCUAUCUGCAAUAUUAAAGCUGAUCUACCCCCUAAAUAAAAAAAUAAUAGAACCCUAACUCUAAGAAGAACCCUAAUCCUAAGUAAAAACCUGCUGUCCUUGUCUGUUCCUAAGGCUAGAACUGAGAUGGGGUAACCAAUAUUUUUCCCAUAAUGCCUCUUCAUCCUGGAACAUGCUUCAAAAUAUAUUAAAGUUAGUGGAGUUAGUGUCCUUGCCUGUUUUUAAGACUGAUCGACAACACUGUUUGUGACAGCUGCAGUUGUUUCUAAUCUUCAAUUGCCUCCCGAGUGGCGCAGUGGUCUAAGGCACUGCAUCGCAGUGCUAGCUGUGCCACUAGAGAUCCUGGAUCGAAUCCAGGCUCUGUCGUAGCCGGCCGCGACCGGGAGACCCAUGGGGCGGCGCACAAUUGGCCCAGGGUAGGGGAGAGAAUGGCUGGCAGGGAUGUUGGUAGAGCAUGGCGUUUGCAACGCCAGGGUUGUGGGUUCGAUUCCCACGGGGGGCCAGUAUGAAAAAAAAAAAUAAUAUAACGUAUGCACUCUAACUGUAAGUCGCUCUGGAUAAGAGCGUCUGCUAAAUGACUAAAAUGUAAAAUGUAAAUGUAUGACUCUUUGUCUUUUGUGUAUAUUUUGUAUUUUUCAGUAAUAUUUUAUGCACACGCUGCUAUUUCCCUGUUUUGCCUUCUUGCCAGGUCGCCCUCGCAAAAUAGUUUAACCUCAAUGGGUCUUACCUGGUUAAAUAAAGGUAAAUUUUUUGAAUAAUAAAUAAAACUAAGAACCCUAAGUAAAACCCUAAGUAGAACCCUAACUCUAAGUAAAACUGUAGUGGGCAGAAAUGUUUGAUGUGUAUAUUAUAAAAUGUCAACUAUAGUGCAACACGUAAUAAGACUAAGCAAUUAGCCUAUUCAAAUGUUUAUCUGACUCCAUAAAGGUUAUUUAGCAAUACGCAAGAACACCACAGUUGACUUACAGUAGUAGGCAAUGGAGAAAUGUCUAAGAAUGAAUUCUAAAUGCAAAUGUUUAUUUAAUUACUUUUGUCCAAUGAAAGGAUUCACAUACAAGGCAUGAAGCUUAAGUUACAAAGCAUUACAGGCAAUGUUCCCACUAAGCUGCGCGCGGGCGCCCAGUAGCCAGAGACGACCUGUUCCCACUAAGCUGCGCGCGGGCGCCCAGUAGCCAGAGACUACCUGUUCCCACUAAGCUGCGCGCGGGCGCCCAGUAGCCAGAGACUACCUGUUCCCACUAAGCUGCGCGCGGGCGCCCAGGAGCCAGAGACUACCUGUUCCCACUAAGCUGCGCGCGGGCGCCCAGGAGCCAGAGACUACCUGUUCCCACUAAGCUGCGCGCGGGCGCCCAGUAGCCAGAGACUACCUGUUCCCACUAAGCUGCGCGCGGGCGCCCAGUAGCCAGAGACUACCUGUUCCCACUAAGCUGCGCGCGGGCGCCCAGUAGCCAGAGACUACCUGUUCCCACUAAGCUGCGCGCGGGCGCCCAGUAGCCAGAGACUACCUGUUCCCACUAAGCUGCGCGCGGGCGCCCAGUAGCCAGAGACUACCUGUUCCCACUAAGCUGCGCGCGGGCGCCCAGUAGCCAGAGACUACCUGUUCCCACUAAGCUGCGCGCGGGCGCCCAGUAGCCAGAGACUACCUGUUCCCACUAAGCUGCGCGCGGGCGCCCAGUAGCCAGAGACUACCUGUUCCCACUAAGCUGCGCGCGGGCGCCCAGGAGCCAGAGACUACCUGUUCCCACUAAGCUGCGCGCGGGCGCCCAGGAGCCAGAGACUACCUGUUCCCACUAAGCUGCGCGCGGGCGCCCAGUAGCCAGAGACUACCUGUUCCCACUAAGCUGCGCGCGGGCGCCCAGUAGCCAGAGACUACCUGUUCCCACUAAGCUGCGCGCGGGCGCCCAGUAGCCAGAGACUACCUGUUCCCACUAAGCUGCGCGCGGGCGCCCAGUAGCCAGAGACUACCUGUUCCCACUAAGCUGCGCGCGGGCACCCAGUAGCCAGAGACUACCUUGGAGAGAUGCACGGGAUUGAACUUCAUUCAACUUUCUAGGAGUUUUCCCUGUUAGUUAACGCUAUCAACGUUUCCCUUUUACUGUGGCAAUUGUGAUCAAAUCAACGCAAUAUUAGUCAUUUCAAUGCAACAUACCGAAACUAAAUGAACUAUGCAAGAGAUUUUGUUGUAGGCACAAUGCAUCGGAGUAGCAUUCUAUUGGGCACUUACUCUACACAGACCAGUGGGGCAUAACCAAUCAGAGCUGCAGUAGGCCUAUAUGCAAAUAGACAAUUGCCAUAUAUGGAUCUGUGCCAUUCACUUUGAACUGGACUGUGUUUACAGCUGUGGUCAUGAAUAGAUGCGCUUGUUUUGAGAUCAAAGCAAGAGCUGCAUGUGGCCACGUGUCUGUCAGUUAGAGUUUUUAGCCCAGGUAUAGAUAACUUGGAGUCAGCAAUAGAGAAUGAUUGCUUCCUAGAAGAGCACAAAACGUGUACAUUUCUAGACAUCUUUGAAAAGCAAGUCACGUAAAGAGCUUAUUUUGACUUAAACUGGCAGUGUUGUAUUUUGAGACUGUCUUGAAUAAGCUAAGUAGCCAAUAGGCAGAGGGUAGUAUCAUUUGUCUGAUUCUCUGUAAUAAUGGUAUGGGAAUAAUAAUGCAUUUUAUUUUGUAAAGUGGUUUCUUGCAUCAAACAACACAUUUUCAGUCACCUCCUUUGUCUGAAGGACAAGUGGAUAAACAGGUUAAUGUCAAGCCCUGCAUAUUUCUUCCAAAAGUCUCAUGGAAUGUAGGUCUACAUUGAACACCACACAUUGGCUGCUACUGUAGGCUGAAUGAUAGAACUGCUAUUUCCAUGUUAAAAUGUUAUGGGAUGCAUUUUCUCCAUUGUUUUUGAUGGUAGGCCACUCUGGUAGGCCUACAUUAUGAUCAAAUAGCCACAGUAGCCUACUUGGCCACUGUUAAAACUGUAACUUAAAGCGGGUACAGCCUCAGUGUUCACAGUAAACGCGCGCUGGAAGUUGCACAAUCUUCACAACGUUCAAGUUUGCACUCAGUGCCGAAAGAAUGUUGAGGGAACAUGUAUUACAAGGCAUUAUUCUAAGCAUGAACAAAGAGAUGCCUAGAAACCUAAGUAAAAGCACAGCUAAAAAGGUGUAUUAAGAUCUUAAAAAUGUAAGAUCUUUCUUAAAAGGGUGGGGGGGUGGGGGGUGUUGUGUAUGCUAAUGACCAUUUGCAGUGAAUAGGCCCAUUUCGAGUCACAUUCUGAGGUUUGUUAUAACAGACUAAAUAAAAUGUGCUGGCACAACAACAGACAUCCAGGCUGAUUUUCAAAACAUCAAACACAUCCAUUAUGAUUAGAAUAAUUUGUUUUGGUUAACUAGCUAGUCCCUGAGCAGAACAGAACCAAAGUGUGUGUGUGUGUGUGUGUGUGUGUGUGUGUGAGUGAGUGCGUGUGUGUGUGUGCGUGUGCGUGCGUCUGUGUAUUCUAUUGUUUGUGAAUGUUAUUUUGGUGAGUGCACUCAUGGUGAUGUCACCUUUUACUGAGGUGUUCCAUGUGUUCUACCCGUAUGCAUCCUCCUAACCAUACAUUUCUGACAUCGCUGUAAUGUUAAUGGUCACACUGACGCCCACCAAGCGUCUGUCUGUGUGUGUGUGUGUCACAUUGCGCACACGACACGUGGGAAUGAGACAUGUUUUCUACCAGACCUCUAUCUCGGUGUGUUUAUCCUCCGUUUGUUGACGUCUCUGUCUGUCAUCAUGGCGAUUAGGAUCAGAUUCAGAGAUUAAAACUAAAUCUCAACUCAAUGAUAAAUGUUUUGCCUUCGUGGGAUCAACUCUCUUCUCAUUAAAUGUUAUCUAAGACUCAUUUGACUGAGAGAAACCCACAAGAUGGCGUCGUUAUGGUGUAAAGUACCAUGUUGACCAAGUUUACGAUGGCCCUAAAGAAUCAAAACAGCCAACCUGGUUUCAGUGAAGAGACAAAUUCAUGAUCCUUGUUGUUGUGUGGUUGAGUGGAGCUGGAGGAUAGAUUUGAGUGGAGCUGGAGGAUAGAUUUGAGUGGUUGAGUGGAGCUGGAGGAUAGAUUUGAGUGGUUGAGUGGAGCUGGAGGAUAGAUUUGAGUGGUUGAGUGGAGCUGGAGGAUAGAUUUGAGUGGAGCUGGAGGAUAGAUUUGAGUGGUUGUGUCUCUCUCGGUCUCUCCUCAGGUUUCCAGGAGUGCCACAAGACCUACAGGAGGAGGCUGGGCUACAGUACAGAUUUGAAGUCUAUGAAAGCAUCGACCAAUGAGCUGUAA